CUUAGAUUGCAGCAGGACUAAGAGCAGCGGAACUGCUACUUGAGUGGCAGGCUUCGGAUCUAGCCUUGCAAAUGAUUUGUUUUGCAUUCUAGAGAGGGAUCUAAUAUCAGAUAUGAAUAUUCUGCAGGUCAUACAUAAUCAUGCUCACCAGAGACAUCAGAUGUCAGAUUCCCUCCUGAUGGCAGAGAAGGAAUGUAGGGAGGAUGCAGGCUGCCAGAGGCUGCUCUUCCUUUGGGGACCCUUUAUGAUUAUUGUACUCUACUUUUUUGAACCACGUUGUAUAGUUCCUUUGCUCAUCAGGAUUGAGUGGCGGACUUGUCAUUAGAUUUGAUUAUGGGUGCUGGAAACGGAUUCUAGCAGCCCAUAUACAUACAUAUAUAUAUAUAUAUAUAUAUAUAUAUAUAUAUGUAGGAACAACACAAGUAAUAUGAAAAAAAAAAAAAAAAAAUUGAUAGAAUCAACAUAUGAUUCUUUUGUUAGUGUAAGUAGUAGUAGUAGCGCAGCAGUCCCCCAGCAUUUUGGGGGUGUAUAGUCUCUGGUGUAAAAUGGUGUAUUUUGUGGGUCUGUCGUUAAAAUUGUGAUAUGCCUUUUUGUGCAUAUCUUGUGAUUCAAAACUAUGGAACUCCUAUAAUCUAUGGAUGAUUUUGGGAGCCUGGCUUCAAACAAAAGGAGAAGCUUCAGGUAUAUUCUAUGCUAAAAAUAAUGAAAUACUUAUGUUUUUUCAUUUUCCUCCAUUAAAGGUGUGUUUUUAGUAUUCGUACUCGGGCUAUCUAUAUUUCCUAUUUGAAGGGCCGGGUUCAGAGGUCUUUUGAGUAUGAGGUAAAAAAUAUCUUAUUCUUCUAUUCUUACAUUUUAAACCAUAUGGUGUCAGAAAGAAUAGCAAGGUGACCUAGCCUAGAGGGUUUUCUUAGUUAUGCUUAUUUAAAUUAACAAGAAAUCUUUAUUUUAUGCAAUUCUUUUCUUUGAAACUCUUAGGAUUGAAGGAAGCAUCGAUUUUAUACUCAUUAUUUUUUAAAAAGAGAAAAUUUUGGAUAACAGAAUAACUGUAUGGUGAUAUAUGAUGCAAAUAAAUUUGUGAACUAGUAAAAAGCCAAUACAUUUCAAAAACACAAAAAAAAAAAAAAAAAAAAAAAAUCUACUGAGUCGCUAGUUGUUGGUUUUUUUGCAUUAUUAUUAUUUUUUAAUUUCCAUAUUUUUUUAUUUCAGUCUGACGGUGAGUCGAUAUUCGUAUUCUGAUAAAAUAAUUUGGUGCCUGCUCUUGUCUCAAAAAAAGAUAAAAAAAAAGGGGUGCCUGUUCUGUAACAUUCAAAAACCGUGUAUAUUGUUAAUACGGGUGGCUGGGCUGGGCUGGGCUGGGAAAGUAGGACAUUGGACCAACAUAAAAAAAACAAAAAAAAAAAAAAAAAAAGAGGAAAGAAAGAAAAGGAAAAUACAAUGCAAAAAGCUCAGUGUGUAUGAGACGCAAUCGAAAAAUAAAAAUAGGUGGCCGUAAUUUGGGAAUUUACCAGGUCAGAAAAAUAUGGUGAUGGAGGAAGAGAAGAGUCAAAAAUCCAUGUCCCCGGGCAAGCAGAGCCAGCCCGUGAAACCUGAAACAGCGGCCAGCGACUCCCAGGACGCCGUGGCGGCGAAGCCAAGCCCAGCCCUAAACGCCCCCAGUUCCCGUCCUUCCUCCGAUGCCGAUGUAGCCGCCCACCUCCCUAGCUAUUCCAGUUGGUUUUCGUGGGACAAAAUCCACGAAUGCGAAGUGCGGUUGGUGCCGGAGUUCUUCGAAUCGCGGUCUGCAUGGAAAUCGCCAAGAGUUUAUAUGUACUACCGCAACUCCAUAAUCAAGCAGUACAGAGACCAGCCAUCGCGGAAGAUCACGUUCACGGAGGUGCGGAAGAGUCUAGUGGGGGAUGUGGGAUCAAUACGCAGAGUGUUUGAUUUUCUGGAAGCUUGGGGACUCAUCAAUUACUCCCCUUCCGCCCUCCAAAACAAGCUCCUCAAGUGGGAUGACAAGGAUUCCAAACCCUCUUCUUCUGAUCCUCCUGCUCCCCCCCCUCCUCCUCCUCCUACUUCCAAGGACGACGUCUCCAAGAGGAACUGCAACCACUGCAAGUCUCUCUGCAGCAUUGCCUGCUUUGUGUGUGAUAAGUACGACAUGACUCUAUGUGCUAGGUGCUAUGUUCGUGGUAACUAUCAAGUUGGUGUGAGUUCUUCAGAUUUCAGGAGGGUUGAGAUCAAUGAAGAUUCCAAGAGUGAUUGGUUGGAUAAAGAUACUCUGCAUCUUCUAGAAGCCCUUUUGCAUCACGGCGAUGACUGGAGGAAGGUUGCACAGCAUGUUGGUAGAAGUGAGAAGGAUUGUGUCUCUCAUUUCAUUAAGCUUCCUUUCGGCGAAGAAUUUGUUGACCGCGAGUGUUUUCAAAGCAUGGAUCCUAGGCAUGCUGAUUGUGGACCCGACACCCCUGCCACCACCUCAUCCUCCACCAAAAGAAUGCGUCUCACUCCUCUUGCAGAUGCAAGCAACCCAAUUAUGGCUCAGGCUGCCUUUUUGUCGGCUUUGGCAGGUGUGGAGGUUGCAGAAAAUGCUGCCUGUGCAGCUGUCACAAUGCUUUCUCAGGUUGAUUACAGAUCAAGUGGAGGGGCUCGUGGACCUCAAGACACUAAUACAAGAUGGAAUAAAGUGGAUGCUGCAUCCAACGGAAACACGAACCUAAAUACAGCAGCAGAAGGAGCUUGGUUAGAUGCAAAUUCACAACUUGAGAAGGAAGAACUUGAUGUCGAGAGAGCCAUUUCUGGGAUUACUGAAGUGCAGAUGAAAGAGAUUCAAGAUAAAAUUGUUCAUUUUGAGGCGCUAGAUUUGCAGAUGGAGAAAGAGUGGCGACAAUUGGAGCAAAUGAAGAACAUGCUCUUUGUUGAUCAAUUAACUUUUUUGUUUCAUAAAAGUUCAGCGCAAAAAACUGGAUGAGGAUGGAGAGAAUUGUAAAAACGGAUUGGUGUUGCAUAUUUGUAAGAACUCUGGAAUCUAAAUUAGUCUAUUUUGAAAUAGUUGGGUUCCCCUUCUGGUA
This is a messenger RNA of Ziziphus jujuba (common jujube), 3047 nucleotides long. RefSeq names its product SWI/SNF complex subunit SWI3B. Gene Ontology annotation, molecular function: protein binding. NCBI's taxonomy places the organism in Eukaryota, Viridiplantae, Streptophyta, Magnoliopsida, Rosales, Rhamnaceae. The coding region runs from base 1520 to 2947 and encodes 475 amino acids. The record is from RefSeq and is a predicted model, not a curated record. The transcript has 7 exons.